GCAUGUACUAUAACAUCUAAAUUAUUUGAAAUUAAAAAAUUCGUUAAUUUACACCCUGUAGCCUCCGGCCGCCCCGUCGCCGCCUGCCGCCAGCGAACUUCCAAUUCCGUCUUCUCGCCGUUGCUGCAAGCCUCGUGGCCGGCGCCGUCAGCCGUCGAGGCUGUCGCUUCAGGCAGCUGCACGGACUGCUGCGCCGACAUCUUCCUCCAAUCGCCGGACGAUUCAACCGAUAUCAAGCUAUGGUUUCCCCUGCGUUUUCCUUUUCAUCCAAAUCAGUGAAAUUGGUCAACUGUCAUAUGCAAUCUUAACUCACAGUGGCAUGGCCACUUCGUGUUGUGGUGGAGGACAAUGAAAAUCCUGCGUAGACUGCUCGUGGUUGGCAGUGGAAGGUCAACCUCUAAGUCUGCAAUCUCAUUUGGGCCGUUCAAUUUUGCCACCCAAACCCGAUGGAUGAAGCCUGCUAACACUGCUCAAACCCGACUUGAGAACCGCACCAGGGACUUGAAGCUUGACCGCCUCACUGCUAACCGUCGCCGCCUCAAUCUCAUUCUCAACCUCCACCGCCUGGUCUCCGCCAGAAAACGGGGUCCCUUCGUCGCCAUACAGUCCCUGUCCAAGUUGGCGCCACAGGCUGGCAUCAAAACUCUACCUGCGGGAGCUUUCAUUAGGAAAUACCCUCACAUUUUUGAGGUAUUUACGCACCCUGCCUAUCAUAACCGUUGUUUCAGGUUUACCCAGAAAUUCAUUGCCCUAAUAAGAGAAGAAGAGGUCAUGAUCGCUCAACUCGAACAAGACUCUGUCACACGAAUCAAAAAACUCUUGCUCAUGUCUGUGAAUGGCACCCUUCAUUUGCAUUCCCUCAGAUUAAUUAGAGAUGAAUUAGGGUUUCCCGAAAAUUUCCGAGAAUCAAUAAUCAGGAAGUAUAACACUGAUUUUAAAAUGGUGGAUCUAGAGGUUGUGGAAUUGGCUGUUAAGGACUGUGAAAGACCAUAUAUGGCGGCCAAAGUUGAAAAGUGGCGGGAAAAAGAGUAUAAGGAGAAGUGGUUAAGUGAAUUUGAGGUCAAAUAUGCAUUCCCUAUAAAUUUCCCAACAGGAUUCAAAAAAGAAGCAGGGUUUAAGGAGAAACUGAACAAUUGGCAACGAAUGUCAUACGUAAAGCCAUAUGAGAAAACGAACAUCGUUAAUGUUCGUAGUUGUGGAGGAGUAGAGAGGUAUGAAAAGAGAGCCGUGGGAAUCAUUCAUGAACUCUUGAGUUUAACCGUAGAGAAGAUGGUUCGAGUUGAACGGUUAGCUCAUUUUCGGAAGGAUCUAGGAAUCGAAGUGAAUAUUCGCGAGUUGCUUUUGAACCAUCCGGGGAUUUUUUACAUAUCUACAAAGGGGGAUUCUCAAAUGGUUUAUCUGAGAGAAGCAUAUAGCAGUAAAGGUUGUUUGGUUGAGCCAAACAGAAUUUACAAUGCAAGAAGGAUGUUGUUGGAGGUACUCUUAAUGGGAAGUCGAAAUACUAGAGGAUUGAACCUGGAAAGGGAAGUACAGGAGAAACAAACAGUGAUUGUCAAAGAGAACGAAAACAAAAGUAGUAUGGUAGAUGGUGACUUUGUCAUUCCAAUUCUAGAGAAGUGUUGAUUAUAAAUUGAUUAAUUGGUGAAUUAGUAAUCUAAAGAGGUGUUGAUGUA
Messenger RNA from Cuscuta europaea, 1673 nucleotides. NCBI's taxonomy places the organism in Eukaryota, Viridiplantae, Streptophyta, Magnoliopsida, Solanales, Convolvulaceae. The record is from the annotation of a GenBank genome assembly.